Molecule: messenger RNA, 861 nt
Organism: Cyanistes caeruleus (blue tit)
Lineage: Eukaryota; Metazoa; Chordata; Aves; Passeriformes; Paridae
Source: RefSeq, a predicted model, not a curated record
AUGGAGCACAGGGCUGCUGGGCCCGGGCACUGGGCAGGGGCAGGUGCCAGCCUGCCCUGCUCCAUGUCCUGUGGAGGAGGAGGGACGGCUUCGGGGGCUGACUGCCUUGGGGGGCAUCCAGAGAUCCCACGUCAGCUCUCACAGAUCCGAAACACGAGGGUUCCCCAGGGAGCAAAGCCUUUCCCCGACCCCUCCAUGGCCAUCAGGUGGUGCCAGGCUCAGCUGGCACGCUCCCACCUCUGCUCCUGCAGGAUCUUUGGACUUUGUGCUGAUUUUGCCGUUCGCUUUUUCUUAGCAGCAGAAUUCACUUUUCAAAGAGACAACGAGCCCUGCUGCCCACGCCCUGUGUCUGCUGGGGCCUCGUCCCUCCCAUUCCGCAUUCCUCUGCCCCCGUGCAAAGGCACAGGAGGAGGGAGCGGUCACGCAGUGUCCCCUCGGUGUCCCCUGGCCAGGACAGCCAUGUGUCCCCCGCUCUGGAUCGCAGCCUGGGCGCUCCUGCUCCACGGCUGUGCUGCGGGGAGGGCACCACCGGCUCCUUCCACCAGGAAUGACAUCCGGGAUUGCUCCUCGGACCCACCGUACCUGCCACCGACUGCCUCCAACACCACGGCUCGUCUGGCCGCGCUGCGGAGCCUCAUGCGGCCCCACGGCGCCCACGCCUACAUCGUGCCCUCCACGGAUGCCCACAUGGAUGGUGACACCUCCGACGCCCUGCCAUCGCCCUCGGAGCCCAAAGGGGACAUUCCCCGCGACUCCGGCUGCUUCGAGGGAUCAGAGACCCUGGACGGCAGCCGGGAGGAGGCCGAGCUGGGGGGCCCCGAGGAGCGGCUGGGGGCUCUGUCCAUGGCAGGAUCCCCCUGA